GUCACCCGAGGCUUAAUGUCACGUGUGCGUGACGUCAACGAGGCCUAUUCACUUUGGAAGUAGCGGUGACCCAACAGUAAUGGCAGCCGCGCUGGUGACAGCCGGUCGGCUGAGGACUUUGAGCUGCGCGGCUCUUCGCUCAGGGCUCUCGGCAGUAUGCCGCUUUCGACAUAAGGAGCCGAUCGCAGAUGGAAUCACGAAUCCACUUCGUUACAAAUCAACAUAUUCAGCACUUCCAGAUGAUUACAACUGCAAAGUGGAGUUGGCCCUGACAUCAGAUGGGAAAACAAUUGUCUGUUACCAUCCAUCGGUUGAAGUCCCGUAUGAACACACAAAGCCUCUUCCUCAGAAGGACCCAUUAACCAGCCACACAGAAACACAUGAGCUUGUCCUAAAGGCCAGACUUAAUGAUGUUAAAGCUAAACCUGAGCCAACGAUAGAAGAGCUUAGCAAAAUGUUUUACACAACCAAACAUCGUUGGUAUCCGGUGGGACAAUACCACAGAAGGCGUAUGAAGCAAGAACACCCAAAGGACCGAUGAUAUCUUCUAUUCCACAUUUUUUACAAUACAUAUCUAUCGUUCAUUCAAUGUUAAUAAAUAUUGCACAUUUCCUCAUAA
Molecule: messenger RNA, 619 nt
Organism: Xenopus laevis (African clawed frog)
Lineage: Eukaryota; Metazoa; Chordata; Amphibia; Anura; Pipidae
Gene: mrpl42.S
Product: mitochondrial ribosomal protein L42 S homeolog
Exons: 5
Coding region: 80-541 (153 amino acids)
Cellular component (GO): mitochondrion; mitochondrial large ribosomal subunit
Source: RefSeq, a predicted model, not a curated record